CCUAUAUAUAUAAAUAUAUGCCAACCACAUUGUCUCUUCGAUCCUCUAAAAAACUUAACAGGAAGAAAGUCAUCUCUCUCUCUAAAGAGCACAACACCAUGACUAGUACGGGCAGGGAGAUUCUACACAAGAUGAAGGUGAAGGCUGGAUUGAGUUCAUCUGCAUCUGGUGACACAGGGAAAGGCAAGAGCAAGAUGUCAAAGCAUAUUACACAUGGUUAUCAUACGGUGGAGGGAAAAUCAAAUCAUGCCAUGGAAGAUUAUGUAGUCUCUGGUUUCAAGCAAGUGCAUGAAAAAGAGUUGGGCUUAUUUGCUAUAUUUGAUGGUCAUUUGGGACAUGAUGUUGCAAGCUACUUACAAACGCAUUUGUUCGAUAAUAUCUUGAAAGAGCAUGACUUCUGGACUGAUACGGAGAGUGCAAUAAGGAGAGCUUACCGUGCAACGGAUGCUGAGAUAUUGGAGAAUGCGAUUGCCUUAGGAAAGGGAGGAUCAACUGCUGUUACAGCGAUGCUGAUCAAUGGCCAGAAGCUAGUAGUAGCAAAUGUGGGAGAUUCUCGAGCAGUUAUGUGCAAGAAUGGUGUGGCCGAACAGCUGUCUGUUGAUCAUGAGCCAAGCAGGGAAAAGGGAAUGAUCGAGAGUCGAGGUGGUUUUGUGUCAAAUAUUCCUGGGGAUGUCCCACGAGUCGAUGGACAGCUUGCUGUAGCGAGGGCAUUUGGUAACAAGAGCUUGAAGAUACACCUCAGUUCAGAACCUGAUAUGUCCGAGCAGAUGAUUCACAAUGAUAUAGAGUUUCUCAUUCUGGCAAGUGAUGGCAUAUGGAAGGUGAUGUCUAACCAAGAAGCAGUAGACUGUAUAAAGCACAUUAAGGAUGCUCAUUCAGCAGCAAAGAACCUGGUAGAAGAGGCACUUUCCAGGAAAAGUAAGGAUGACAUAUCUUGCAUAGUUGUAAGGUUCCGAUGAUAACUAUCUUUGGGAAAGCAGAAUCUGAGAUUUCCAUUAACGGUGGAAAUGCUAGCUAAUAUGUGUGUAUACUAUACAUAGACCUUUUCCCCUUCUGUUAUAUAGAAUGUUGUAAUCAUUGUUGCAUGUACAAUUGAGAAAAUAAAGUUCACUUACUACUUGAAAUUCUUCCUCAGAUGCUGAAAUUAAUAGCUGAAUUGCAUGGAGAGUGGAAUCUGUAAACCAUAUCUGUAUUAUUGUUUUAUUCAUAUUACAUUUCUAUCAAACUAUGCUAAC
Messenger RNA from Populus euphratica (Euphrates poplar), 1235 nucleotides. Its product is annotated as probable protein phosphatase 2C 58. The transcript is spliced from 5 exons. NCBI's taxonomy places the organism in Eukaryota, Viridiplantae, Streptophyta, Magnoliopsida, Malpighiales, Salicaceae. Gene Ontology annotation, biological process: protein dephosphorylation. The record is from RefSeq and is a predicted model, not a curated record. The coding region runs from base 18 to 959 and encodes 313 amino acids. Gene Ontology annotation, molecular function: protein serine/threonine phosphatase activity.